AUGAGCAGUCCCGAGAAACCAGAGGAAGCUGACUCGGAGAGUCCAGUUCUGAUAGAGAAUAAAUUUCACUGUUACAUCCCUAAAGAACCAAACAAUCCCAUUGCUUUUAAAGAAGACAACAAGACUAAUGGAACCACGAGCAUCAUUUACACACUCCAGAUCCACUCUAAGGCUCACAACUUCCAGGGUGUUUCAAAAGAGCAAAAGCUCAGCCCACGGCUCGCUAUGAACUGUCCUCAGGAUAAUCCAUCAGAGAAAGACCUUGAUACCUUCAAAAACGAAUGCGUCAUACUGCAAGACGUGUUGAGAUUCAUGGAAUACUUGGAACAUGGCAAAAUAGGAAUGGGGGUAGAAGAUAGUUGGCUCAAGGAACAAUUCAAGGGCCUUGCGCAGGCGCUUGAUGUAGUUCAAAAUCCCAAGGCGAAGACGAAAAUACUCCAUCAUAAUCUCAAGCUCUCGAACAUCCUUGUUUUUGGGGAAAAGGAAGGAACAAUUUUCAAAAUCUCAGACUGGGGUAGUGGUUCAUUGUCGAAGACCUCAGAACGUCGAGGCGAUGAAUUCUAUUAUCCUCCAGAGCGGCUCUAUGGUGCAACGUCGUACCCUCAUGACAUAUGGUCUCUUGACUGCGUUUUAUUAAGAGUCUUGAUCUGGUUCAAGGAUGGGCUGAAAAUCUAUAAAGAUUUCAUACAGCAAGCGAUCGAUGAAACCAAUAAUAAGAAGGAACUAGUAGUUCGAGGUGCGGGAUCGACACAUUUCUUCCUCGCAGAAGAGUCGGGAACCGUUCUACUGUCCACCGUAGCAGAAAAUAUGACUUCAAUCAAGACAAAGUAUCCAACAUGGAAAUCCUUUGUUGAGAUACUGGAGAAGAUGCUAGAUGUCAAUGAUGAAACGCGUAUCAAAGUAGAAGACUUGGUCAAAGAAUUGGAAAACUUCGCGAGGACAUCGAAUAAUGGGUAA
Messenger RNA from Plenodomus lingam JN3, 957 nucleotides. RefSeq lists its product as uncharacterized. NCBI's taxonomy places the organism in Eukaryota, Fungi, Ascomycota, Dothideomycetes, Pleosporales, Leptosphaeriaceae. Gene Ontology annotation, molecular function: ATP binding; protein serine/threonine kinase activity. The record is from RefSeq and is a predicted model, not a curated record. Gene Ontology annotation, biological process: peptidyl-serine phosphorylation; peptidyl-threonine phosphorylation.